Molecule: messenger RNA, 6331 nt
Organism: Pogoniulus pusillus (Red-fronted tinkerbird)
Lineage: Eukaryota; Metazoa; Chordata; Aves; Piciformes; Lybiidae
Gene: AVL9
Product: AVL9 cell migration associated
Exons: 16
Coding region: 96-1994 (632 amino acids)
Cellular component (GO): cytoplasm
Source: RefSeq, a predicted model, not a curated record
CCGCGGCCGCGUCCCUGUCGGGCCCUGGGCGGCGGGAGGCGGAGCGAGAGCCCGGGCACGGCGGCAUCCUCCAGAGCGGCCGGCCCUGGGGCUCCAUGGAGAAGCGGGGCCCGGUGCUGCACAUCGUGGUGGUGGGCUUCCACCACAAGAAGGGCUGCCAGAUUGAAUUUUCCUAUCCUCCCCUAAGGCCUGGAGAAGGACAUGACAGCCAGAGUUUGCCAGAGGAAUGGAAGUACUUGCCUUUCCUUGCCUUACCAGACGGUGCUCACAACUAUCAGGAAGAUACAGUGUUUUUCCAUCUGCCACCCAGAAGUGGAGAUCAAACCACAGUAUACGGAGUCUCUUGCUACAGGCAGAUUGAAGCCAAGGCACUAAAAGUACGGCAAGCUGAUGUCACCCGAGAAACGGUACAGAAAAGUGUCUGUGUUCUCAGUCAGCUGCCUUUGUAUGGGUUACUUCAGGCCAAGCUGCAACUCAUUACACAUGCCUAUUUCGAAGAAAAAGACUUCUCACAGAUCUCAAUUCUAAAGGAACUUUAUGAUCACAUGAACAGUUCCUUGGGCAGUACUUUGCUGGAGGGGUCACAGGUUUAUCUUGGUCUGUCUCCUCGGGAUCUCGUUCUUCACUUUAGACACAAGGUCUUGAUCCUUUUUAAAUUGAUUCUGCUAGAGAAAAAGGUGCUGUUUUAUAUUUCUCCAGUAAACAGAUUGGUUGGAGCUCUGAUGACUGUCCUGUCACUGUUUCCAGGUAUGAUUGAACAUGGCCUGACUGACUGCUCGCAGUACAGGCCGAGGAAGAGCGUGUCGGAGGAUGCCGGCUCGCAGGGCAACGUGCCGCACUUAGAUGUUUCUAUGUCUGCUGCUGAUGCCUCACAUACAGACUUGGGAAAGGGAGAUGGGAAGAUGGCAGAAAAGCAGGCACUGGAGGGUCAGAGAGCAAACAUGCCUUUCUCCCAGUCAGAGAAGACUUGCAAUGGAGCUCAGUCUUCCAGUGGUACUGUGCAGCGCUUGAAGGUUCCUUCCCACGGCUCCCCAGCAUCCUCUGAAAGUGACUGGGAGACUUUAGAUACUAACAGUUUGGAGGAGUCGAAUUUGAAGGAAGAGCAUGAAAAUGCAGCAUCCCAGCAGGCUGAAAACCUUCCAAGCAAAGGCAGGAGCACCUCAGAAAGCCUUCCAAUCACCGUGCAGCCCCAGGCCAAUACAGGCCAGGCGGUGCUUGUUCCGGGCCUGAUCUCUGGGUUGGAGGAGGACCAGUUUGGUAUGCCCCUGGCCAUUUUCACAAAGGGGUACCUUUGCUUGCCAUACAUGGCACUGCAGCAGCAUCACCUCCUGUCAGAUGUGACAGUCCGCGGCUUCGUCGCGGGAGCCACCAACAUCCUGUUCCGGCAGCAGAAACACCUCAGUGAUGCAAUUGUGGAGAUAGAAGAUGCUCAAGUCCAAAUCCAUGAUCCAGAGCUCCGAAAGAUCCUCAACCCAACGACUGCUGACCUCAGAUUUGCAGAUUACUUGGUGAAGCACGUAACUGAGAACAGAGAUGAUGUCUUCCUUGAUGGCACUGGGUGGGAAGGAGGAGAUGAGUGGAUCAGGGCUCAGUUCAGUGCUUAUCUUCAUGCCCUCCUUGCUGCUGUGCUGCAACCAGACAAUGAGAAGACUUUGUCAGACUUUGGGACAGCAUUUGUAGCAGCCUGGAAAAAUACCCACAACUACAGAGUAUGGAAUAGCAACAAGCACCCAGCUCUUGCAGAGGUAAAUUCUAGCCACCCCUUCCAGGGACAAUACUCUGUAUCAGAUGUGAAGCUAAGAUUGUCCCACUCUGUGCAGAACAGUGAACGUGGGAAGAAGAUUGGAAAUGCGAUGGUUUCCACCAGCAGAAACGUCGUGCAGACUGGCAAGGCUGUGGGGCAGUCAGUUGGGGGAGCCUUCACCAGUGCAAAAUCAGCUAUGUCCUCCUGGUUUUCCACUUUCACCCAGUCGACCCAAAGCCUCGGGGACUAAGUGAUGGCUUUUCACCAUGCUGCUGACUCUUUCAGGUGCAAAGCUUUUUCUGAGCUGUAAAAAGACCACUCCAAAACGCCAGAGUGGAGGUUAACUACCCCAGGACCAAACCCAAGGUAUCUGUUGCUUGCAAGCAGACUUGGAUUGUCAACACUCAGUUUCACUUAGAAGUGUGGCAGCAGGGUGAGUGUCUCCAGAGUGGGAAGGCAUCUGCAGCCUGGUGGUGGUAUGUGAAAUGACUGUUUCUCUUCAAAACUGAGCCUUUACAAAGACACUGGCAAGCAGGGCUUGUUGCAAGCCGGCUCUGCUGGACUCCAGAUUUGUACAUUUUCGUGGAUGUUGAUAUAUUUAUGGAAAGUAGCUUCUAUUUUUCAAACCAAAUAGCCAAAUGUUUGUGAAUUCUUGUUAGAAAUAAGCAGAGUAGAAAUAUGGAUCCCUCUUGCAGGCUGCUUUGAGAGCAUCUCUGAGAAGAGUAUAUGCUGGAAGCAAAGGGUUCCAAGCCAGGUGGAGCUUUCUUGCUCUCACCAGCUGGAGUUGGCAGGGUGCAGAGCAAGACUGUGGCUGUCUUAGGGGUCUUAUUCCUUUCUCCUCUGUAGCCAUCUGCAGUGGUUUGUCUCCAGCUCUCUUUGUGUGUCCCCAGUCUGUGUGACAGUUCCCAACUUGCCAUGCCACAGCAGGCCUUUGUAACGUGGCAUAUGUUUUGGCUGUGUUUCUACCCUGGCACUCGAACGAGGUGGGUUCCAGUCGGAGAGAGAGCUUCAGGAAGAGUACUACAAAAUAGCUCUCCCCACCUGGGAUUGGAGCACAGAUCUUGCUUUAUUAGGCUGUAAUAACACCCUCAGUGUAGUUACCUCCGUGAGAAUAGCAAGUACUAAGCCCAGCACAGUAGCAGCCUCUGCCUGGCUCUUGGGGGUUUACCACUACACUUAGGCAGACCCUUGCAGACAAAAAUCAGCUCUGUCCGGUUUCUGUGUUGCCUCAGGGAAUGUUAUGUUUGGAUAACUACUUUUUUUUUGUUUUUUGUAAGGAAAGCAACACUAGAACUGGGAGAGUAACUGGGAUGGCUCAGCUGGUGUCCUUGUGGGAGGAAACACAAGAGUUUAUAUGAAAAGCUGAAGUGUGAAGCUUGACUUCCUAUGUAAUCUGCAUGCGGUGUCUUCUGUAUGCAAAUCUGCUCCACUUCCUAUGUUUCCUGCUUCUGAGAGAGAUUCUGUCCUCUCUCUGGCAGUCUGUGUGCCUCUAGAGCUAUGCCUUCUGCAUCCCCUCCUGGUACUUGUUAACAUUUUCCACGUGACAUUGUCAAGUGUUCAAACUUCUUUAGCUUCUCUCAGUAUUUUGCCACGUUCUCUUCUGGGGCCAAGAUUUCCAGUCGCGAUUAUUGCUUUUAUUCCUCAUCCAAAAUCCAGCAGCUGUGCAAGAGAUAAACGAGAAGGCUUGGAUGUAAUUUGGUUUAAGAAGUGAAGUUCUAAUUUCUUGAGGUGCAUUCUGAAAGCUGAUAGAGAAGCCACACUUUUGUCAUGUGGUCGCUCUCCAACAACUGCGUUUUCCAUCCCCUUGCUUCAAACAGCAGUUCAGAAAUACAGGAUCUGCUUUAAAACCUUUAUGAACCUUUUUUCCAAGGACAGAGGAGAUGGAAUGGCUGUGGAGAAGCUGAGGGUGCACAGCUAGUUGGAGUAGCUUCAUUUGUGAAGGGCAAAAAGGCCCUGAGAGCUCUGCUCUGGACAUGCCUGUGAAAUGAUUUUAUAAAGCUGCCGCACUUGCUCCUGCUCUGUGCCUGCGUUUGUGUCUCUAAGAACUCUGCUCUGCUCUCUUCUGUUCCACAACUCUGUGACAGAUAUCUUUAUCUUUCCAAAGGCUGAGGAAUAUUUCCUGUGAAGCAAGAUCAGUGCUGGAUUUAUUCCUGCUAAGUCUAGAGCUUUCUGAUUCACCAUGGAGAUGAACAGAAUAAGAAGGGAUCACUCAGCAAGUGGCUGCCUGGGAUUUAAGUGCUCAGGCUUCAUAUUGUAGUGAAGGCUGAAUCAAGGGGCAUAAAGGAUUUAGUCACCUGCAAAACUAACUUCCACCUAAGGCACACCAGGAGCUCAGAAUGGGGAGCUCUAGGAGCCAGGCAAGUGUUUGGGAUUCACAUGCACAGGCUACAGAAACAGGACCUUCAAGGAUCCCUUUUCAGUAUCCUUAUCUAAAGCACCUCCUCAGCUGUGCAGUAUAGAGCCAAUUUGUGAACUCUCUGCAUUCCUCUUGCUCCCACAAACUCCUUCACUGGCCCAGGCAGAUUAAAAAGCUUAGUCCUUCAGUUUCGAGGGUGGGAGCUUGAUCUGAGGCAAGGCAGAAUGAGGUGAUGCCCUCUGCAGUACUGAGGUGGUGCUCUGUAUGAGGGCUUUGUAAGGCUGCUGCACAGCAUUUCUCCUGGGGGCAGGAGGACCAGGCAGGGCUUUCUCUGUAGUCUUUUUCCCACUGGCCCAGCUGUCGUGGAGCCAGCAUGCAGCCCUUCUGUUUGCCUUUCUCUACAAGUGGUAGAAUAAGACACUUGGAUUAACUUUCCAUCUCCUUAUGAAGAAGCAUCCUGCUAGCAAGCUGGACUGGGAUUUAAACGCAUCCACCGAUUAAGACUCAUAGUGUAGGUGGAGUUGGGAAGCUAUCUCCAUGAUAUGUGGCCUUCAUUAACAGCUAUGUUUGCUCUUUUGUAUUUGCUUAAAUCUCCUUUUGGGCUGUAGGACUGCAUGCAGCCAUAGAAGUUCAUCUAAGCUGCUGCAGUCCUCAAUCUAACGGUUGUCACCUCUUCAGUUAAAUCCAGUGUAAAUCCAAAUGCUAAUUUAUUUCCCUCUCUUCUGAUUUAAAAUGCCCAGCACAAGAAUUGUGACUUAGUCAGAAAGGCAGGCAGUCAGCUUCCAUGUCCAUGCCCCUGACACCCAUUCCUGCACUGUAACAAGGGCCCAAGUCCCAGGUGAAUUGGUGAUAGUGCUUCUGAAGGGGCUGUGAAGCUGCUGUUGCAGCUCUGCCGUGAUGUAUAUUGCAGAGGUAUUGCUGCUGUGGGUGUGCAGCGUGAACUGACUUACAGGUAACACAACACCACGUAGCAAACCUCUCCAUCUCCAGCAAGCUCUGCUUUUUGUGCAUGCCAGCAUUUGAGGAGCUGCCUGUUGAGCAUAGAUAGCAGAUAUAAGCUCCCCAAGCCACACAAGACUGAGUAUUGUUUGACCUCGUAUUUCAUUUGACUCACCUUCCACUGAUCCUUUUCAAGUCCUACCCUUAACUCCCAUGCACAUCUGACACCUCAAACAUCACAACACAACGAGCAUCUUUAGAUCACUGCUCUGCUGCAUUGCACUUGUUUGACCCUCUACACGUUUUAAGCACCUUUGUAUUUUGCCUAAACAAGCUUCUGAUUUCCACAGAAGUUACUACUAGGCAGAGAACCCAAGGUGGCAGUGUUCAAUUCCACAAGCAAAGGCAGAUUUUAAACACAGAGACAGCUGCUUGGUGAUGGAUUGAAGAUCCAGCAGAAGUAUUGGGUUGUUGGGGUGGGGGUUUUUUAUCUUAUGCUGCUUGAGAAAUACAUCCAGCCUCUUUCAAAGUCUGCCUGCUCAAGAAGCUGUAUUAUUUCAAGAUGUGAAUUCCAGCAGAAGACACUUGCAGGGUGUCAGAGGUGGAGAACUGCUCAUAAUACUCUGGCAGGUUUCUUGGUCACUUCUCUUCCAUUUCAGCUGGUUACAGAUGUUGCUUUCUGCCGAUUUAGGGCAAGAGGAUCCUGUAGUAUGACUUUUUAUUCCCUACUGGGUGCUGCUCGUUGUGAACUGAUUGAAACCUUAGUAGGUCAGAGGCUUUUUUUAAGUGGGCAAGAACUUUGGGUACCAGUGUAAAAGACUGCUGUGUAUCUAGCUUUAAAUAGGAACUACUUCACGUGGCUUGUGGUAUCUACUCAAGCGCAGGGUGCUGAGUAAAUUGAUUGCUGCACAUCCAGUUCUCUGCCAGAGUGACCUAUUUGAAGACUUCUGCUGUCACUGCCACGGUACCUAGCUGAGAAUGAUUGGGUAAAUUGCAGUUCCCAGUAGGAGGGAGCUAACUGCCUUGAGGGAGCAUUGAGAUGUGAAUGAGGUGAAGCUGGUGUCUAGAAAAUGGUUGCAAUUCUCUGAAAUGGUAAUUCCCUCCCCCUCAGUCCUAUGCAAGUAGUUAUGCAAACCCCCUGCAAGAUAAACUUACAUCAUGUUAUUGCUGCAGUGUGAUUUUUUUACUCUCUUGCAGGUCUUUAGUUUUCAUUGAAAAGGGCAAUGCAGAGUAUUCAUUAAAGGCAGAAACACUACAUUCUUGUGCUGUGAUUAAAGACGUGUGACAAAGUG